This is a messenger RNA of Trachemys scripta elegans, 2499 nucleotides long. RefSeq names its product alkB homolog 8, tRNA methyltransferase (gene ALKBH8). The record is from RefSeq and is a predicted model, not a curated record. Gene Ontology annotation, cellular component: cytoplasm; nucleus. The transcript has 13 exons. Gene Ontology annotation, molecular function: 2-oxoglutarate-dependent dioxygenase activity; S-adenosylmethionine-dependent methyltransferase activity; tRNA binding. NCBI's taxonomy places the organism in Eukaryota, Metazoa, Chordata, Testudines, Emydidae. Bases 242 to 2335 code for a protein of 697 amino acids. Gene Ontology annotation, biological process: tRNA wobble uridine modification.
GCAGUUGGCGUUAGCAAGCAGAAGAUCAUAUGAAAUAGCAGACCUGAGAGGAUGAGCCUUUGAGCCCCUAAGGACCAACCUUUCUAGAUCACAGCCAUUGUCACCCCUUCUUUCCACAUCCCUACUGGAGAUACCUCUGCUGCAGCCAGCCUGUCCGGAGAGUCCAGCUCCAGGAGUCAGGAAUCUUGAACGUUUUCUCCCUUCUGCUGUGGCCUUGUCUUUCCGAAUCUCCAGUGCAGAAAUGGACAGCACCGGUCAAAACAAUCUGAAACGGAAUAAAUCUGAGAAGAAAUUAUUGAGGAAACAGAUCAAGGCCAGAAACACUUUAAUGAGGCAUGAGGGCAUCGAGUGUGUAUCUCACACCACCCAGAACUUGGUCGUUGCCAAUGGAGGUCUGGGUAAUGGUGUGAAUAGACACCAGCUGCUCAGGCUAGUAGAGGAAUGUGGAUUGGUGGAAGCACUCUUAAUGCCUCCAAAUAAACCCUAUUCAGUUGUGAAAUAUGGGUCGACAGAAGAAGCCAAGAAAGCCUAUGACACUCUCAAUGGGAAAGAGAUAACACUGGAGGACUCCAACCAAAAUGUUACUCUGUAUGUUAACUUUGUGGAAAAAGUGCAUUGGGAGGACAUUAUACCUAUUAGCCUGCCUCCAGGCCUGAUGAUGGUUGAAGAGCUCGUGUCUCCUGAAGAAGAACAAAAGAUGUUGGAAAGUAUUGAUUGGACAGAAAAUGAAGUCAUUCAAAAUGCCCAGAAGUCUUUAAAACACAGAAGGGUAAAGCAUUUUGGAUACGAGUUUCGAUAUGAUAACAACAAUGUAGAUAAAGAUAAACCAUUGCCUGGAGGGCUCCCGGAAAUUUGCAGCACGCUUCUGGAGAAGUGCUUGAAGCAGGGAUAUAUCAAACAUAAACCUGAUCAGUUAACAAUAAACCAGUAUGAACCUGGACAAGGAAUUCCUCCUCAUAUUGAUACUCAUUCUGCUUUUGAGGAUGAAAUAAUCUCUCUCAGUUUAGGAGCUGGGGUACUAGUACACAAAGAAUGCAAGUGUGUGCACCUGCCCAAGUGGAGAUUGAAUUCGGAUAAUCAGGCCCUGGAGAUUGUAAUGGAUUUUAAGCACCCAGAUGGCCGUACAGUGGCGGUUAUGUUGCCUGAACGGAGUUUGCUGGUGAUGACUGGAGAAUCCAGAUAUCUGUGGACUCAUGGGAUCACGCCUCGAAAGUUUGAUAUCGUUCAUGCAUCUGAGCGACAGAAAGUUGGAUCAGUCACUCCUGAUGUUGGAGAUUUGACAUUGAACAGGAGGGGAACAAGGACAUCGUUUACUUUUAGGAAAGUGAGGAGAAGCCCUUGCAAUUGCACUUACCCUUCUGUAUGUGACAGUCAGCAAGGCUGUCAAAGAGAGGAAGCACCCUCAUUCCAUGACAGUGAGACAGAGGCCUCAAAGCUGGAACAAGAGUAUGUACACAAGGUGUAUGAAGAGAUCGCAGCACACUUCAGCAGCACCAGGCAUAGUCCAUGGCCCAAAAUUGUUGAGUUUCUUAGGACUUUACCAAAAGGCUCUAUAGUGGCUGACAUAGGUUGUGGAAAUGGGAAAUAUCUUGGAAUCAACAAGGACUUGUACAUGAUUGGCUGUGAUCGUAGCCAAAACUUGGUGGACAUCUGUGGAGAAAAGAAAUUCCAGGCGUUUGUCUGUGACGCGUUGUCUGUGCCAGUUCGAAAUAGUUCUUGUGAUGCCUGCAUCUCCAUUGCUGUAAUCCACCAUUUUUCAACAGCAGAGAGAAGACUGGCUGCUGUCCGUGAAUUAGCCCGGCUCCUAAGGCCUGGCGGAAAGGCACUCAUUUACAUCUGGGCAAUGGAACAAGAAUACAACAAACAGAAGUCAAAGUACCUUAAGGAAAAGAGAGCUAGUAAAGGGAAAGAGGAGGAAAUCAAUACAGAUGUGGCCUGGGGAUUGUUCUGUGAUCAAAUGCAUGACAACGGUAGCCAAGACUCAGCAUGUUCUGACCGAGUCCUUAAUGACUCUAAGGACAAAGGCGGCAAUGCAAAGCAGGUAAUUCACUCCAAGCUGCCUGUUCAUACUAACAGAACAUCCUUUCAUUCUCAAGAUGUGCUGGUUCCCUGGCACCUGAAAGGGGGCACUAACAAGAAAGGGGAAUGUGUCAAAGCCCUUCAGCUUCCAGCUGGUUCUAAGGAAUUUCAAGAAUUCAGUCCUGUUUUCCACCGCUAUUAUCAUGUGUUCUGUGAAGGAGAACUGGAAGCAGCCUGCAAAACCUUGGAUUGCAUAAGAAUUCAAAAGAGUUACUAUGAUCAGGGAAACUGGUGUGUGGUUCUUGAAAAACAGUAACCCGCUGCACUUCCUCCUGUGAAUCUGAAAGAGAUGCUAUUUUCAGCCUAAAUCUUUGCCUGUGAUAGUACUGUGCAGAGGCAUUUUAAAACCCAUCCUGCAGUUGUUACUGCCUUUAAAAUUGUACAAUAAACACAGUUAUUUUAAGACAUUAGCCAAGGUUA